Messenger RNA from Artibeus jamaicensis (Jamaican fruit-eating bat), 2560 nucleotides. RefSeq names its product prosaposin (gene PSAP). The record is from RefSeq and is a predicted model, not a curated record. The transcript has 14 exons. Gene Ontology annotation, cellular component: lysosome. Lineage: Eukaryota; Metazoa; Chordata; Mammalia; Chiroptera; Phyllostomidae. Gene Ontology annotation, biological process: sphingolipid metabolic process. The coding region runs from base 72 to 1646 and encodes 524 amino acids.
GGGGGUGCAGGUUUAUAUCUGUGAAGGAUCAGCUGACCCUCUGCAUUGCAGACUUUGGGUCCGGCAGCGCCAUGUACUCGUUCUUCGUCCUGGCCAGCCUUCUGGGCGCGGCUGUCGCCAGCCCUGUCCUGGGCCUGAAAGAGUGCACCAGAGGCUCCGCGGUGUGGUGCCAGAAUGUGAAGACGGCCGCCGACUGCGGGGCCGUGAAGCACUGCCUGCAGACCGUCUGGAACAAGCCGACAGUGAAAUCCCUUCCUUGCGACAUAUGUAAAGACGUCAUCACCGCAGCGGACAAGAUGCUGAAGGACAACGCCACCGAGCAAGAGAUCCUCGUGUACUUGGAGAAGACCUGCGACUGGCUUCCGAAGCCGGACAUGUCUUCCUCGUGCAAGGAGAUCGUGGACUCCUACCUGCCAGUCAUCCUGGACAUGAUUAAGGGGGAGAUGAGCGACCCCGGGGAGGUGUGCUGCUCCCUCAGUCUCUGCGAGUCUCUGCAGAAGCACCUGGCAGAGCUCAAUCACCAGAAACAGCUCGAGUCCAAUAAGAUCCCAGAACUGGACAUGGCUGAGGUGGUGUCUCCCUUCAUGGCCAACAUCCCCCUCCUCCUCUACCCUCAGGAUGGCCCCCACACAGAGCCCCAGCCGAAGGCUGGCGGGGACGUCUGCCAGGACUGCAUCCAGCUGGUGACCGACAUCCAGACUGCCGUGAGGACCAACACCACCUUUGUCAAGGCCUUGGUGGAACACGCCAAGGAGCAGUGUGACCGGCUGGGGCCCGGCAUGGCCGACAUGUGCAAGAACUACGUCAACCAGUACUCCGACAUCGCUAUCCAGAUGAUGAUGCACAUGCAACCCAAAGACAUCUGUGGACUGGUUGGGUUCUGCGACCAGGUCAAGGAGGUGCCCAUGCAGCCUCUGCUCCCUGCCAAAGUGCUCUCAGAGAACGUCAUCCCUGCCCUGGAACUGGUGGAGCCCAUUAAGAAGGACUUGGUCCAGGCGAAGCCUGAUGUCACCUGCGAGCUGUGUGAGUACGUGGUGAAGGAGGUGGUCAAGCUGAUUGACAGCAACAAGACUGAGGAAGAAAUAAUUCACGCUUUUGAUAAAAUAUGCUCAAAACUGCCCACAUCCUUGUCGGAAGAGUGCCAAGAGGUGGUAGACACUUACGGCAGGUCCAUCCUGUCCAUCCUCCUGCAGGAGGCGAGCCCGGAGCUGGUGUGCAACCUGCUCCACCUCUGCACCUCGCAGAGACGGCAGGCGCUGACCGUGCACGUGGCCCAGCGGAAGGACGGUGGCUUCUGUGAGGUGUGUAAGAAGCUGGUCGGCUAUUUGGACCAGAACCUGGAGAAAAACAGCACGAAGGAGGAGAUCCUGGCUGCUCUCGAGAAAGGCUGCAACUUCCUGCCUGACCCGUAUAAUAAGCAGUGUGACCAGUUUGUGACCGAGUACGAGCCCGUGCUGAUAGAGGUCCUGGUGGAGGUGAUGGAGCCGUCCUACGUGUGCUCGAAAAUUGGGGCCUGCCCUGCAGCCCGUAAGCCUCUUUUGGGAGCAGAGAGGUGUGUCUGGGGCCCGAGCUACUGGUGCCAGAACAUGGAGACAGCCACCUCGUGCAACGCUGUUGAGCACUGCAAGCGUCACGUGUGGAACUAGAAAGAAUGUUCCAUCUUGGAGAACCUACUGCAUCUGUUCCUACUUGUGUGUCUGGAGGAAUGACCUGUCGACUUUGUUAUAACAAUAGGCCCCUCCCCCGCUCAUUUCUUAUCUCCCUUAUCAGUAGCCUUGCCAUCGUGCAGCAGUGCCCAGCCCGCCCUGACAUAGCUGCUUUGGUGUCCCCUUUCUUUCUGCUACAUGGUUAAUGACACACUGCGCCCUUGCAUGGUGGUACCGGGAUGAGGAAGGGGCCUUGAAUGCUGGCAGGACCUCAACCCGAGGAGGGUGCCUCCCCGCUUCCUGGGCCUCUUGGCUGCUAGCCAAGCAGGCAAAACAGGCAGCUUUAAAAGAUUAGAGGCUCAAAAUGAUCAGGCUUUUCACACCGUGUAGCUUGCACUGAUAGAUUUUGGAAGGGCCACUCAGGAGACCUGGGCGGGGUUUGGGUUCCCUGUGCCCGAGUGAACCUUUGAUCCAGCUUUCCUGUGUCAUUCCUGGUGAUGCCUUGUUUAGGGUUGGGUGGGGGCGGGGAAAGUCUGCCUGGAUGCGGCCUCUUAGCUCUGUGUGGACGUCUGGUGGGCCUGGCUUUUGUGCGUGAACGUGUGCGUGGUGGUGACACCCUCAGGCCUGCUCUGCGCCCUGCUCUGCUGCCCGGGGCCCUCCACCUCUGACCCAUUUCAGAGCUAAUUCUUUUUGACUUUGACAUACAUGUGGAAGACAAGCCUCUGGCUUCCAGGUAGAGGGCCUGCUGGGGGCCGUGUGGGGCCUCGGCCUCUCUCCGCUGUGGCCGAGCCUCCCGCUGCACCUCUGUUGGCUGGGAGACAGCAAGACCUGCAGUUGCCAUUCAACGGGCUUAACAAUGUUUUUGUUUUGCACUUGACUUUCUGUGAUUUAACAAUAAAGCCUGGUCAAUCCGA